GACCCUGCAGCCGUGGCUCCUGCAGACUGUGUUUCCUUUGCUGAUGACACUCUUUGAGCUGGCUCGGAACCCCAACGUGCAGCAGGCCCUGCGCCAGGAGAGCCUGGCCGCCGCCGCCAGCAUCAGUGAACACCCCCAGAAGGCAACCACCGAGCUGCCCUUGCUGCGGGCGGCCCUCAAGGAGACCUUGAGGCUUUACCCUGUGGGUCUGUUUUUGGAGCGAGUGGUGAGCUCAGACUUGGUGCUUCAGAACUACCACAUCCCAGCUGGGACAUUGGUGCGCGUGUUCCUCUACUCGCUGGGUCGCAACCCCGCCUUAUUCCCGAGGCCUGAGCGCUAUAACCCCCAGCGCUGGCUAGACAUCAGGGGCUCCGGCAGGAACUUCUACCACGUUCCCUUUGGCUUUGGCAUGCGCCAGUGCCUGGGGCGGCGCCUGGCAGAAGCGGAGAUGCUGCUGCUGCUGCACCACGUGCUGAAACACCUCCAGGUGGAGACACCAACCCAAGAGGAUAUAAAGAUGGUCUACAGCUUCAUAUUGAGGCCCAGCACGUUCCCCCUCCUCACCUUCAGGGCCAUCAACUAAUCACAUCUCUGCAUCCAGGGUCCCAGCCUGGCCACCAGCCUCCCUCUCUGCCUGAUGCCAGGCCACCCCUCUUCUCUCCCACACACACAGCGUCCUGAGCCACCCCUCUGUCUAACCAGCCCCAGCCCAUAUGGAACUCCUGAGGGCCUCCAGGACCAGAGUUUGCCAGGCUAAGCAGCAAGGCCAGGGCCCAGCUGGGGAGGAUCUUUCUGACAGGGCCUGGCCUUGUCCCCAGCCCCACCUGGCCCCUUCUCCAGCAAGCAGUGCCCUCUGGACAGCUUGACUCUACCCCUCCCAGCGCUGGCUCCAGGCUCCUCAUGUGGCCAUGCGAGGGCACCGUGAUUCUGUCCCUUGCCCUCCUGCCUACUCUCACAUGUCCCUGUUCCUCUCCCCCGGCCACGGCCUCUGUGCAGACUGUGUCAGAGUCAUUACGCAGGAUCCCAGCAUCUCAGAGUGCAGUCAAGCUCCCCCCUGCAGCCUGCCUCCCCGGCAGCUCGAGCAUGCCCCGAGCUCUCUGAAAGUUGUCACCUGGAACAGGGUCCUGCAGGGUAGAGUAAAAAGGCCCUGUGGUCACUUGUCCUGA
Messenger RNA from Piliocolobus tephrosceles (Ugandan red Colobus), 1166 nucleotides. RefSeq names its product cytochrome P450 11B1, mitochondrial. The transcript is spliced from 4 exons. Gene Ontology annotation, molecular function: iron ion binding; corticosterone 18-monooxygenase activity; heme binding. The record is from RefSeq and is a predicted model, not a curated record. Gene Ontology annotation, cellular component: mitochondrial inner membrane. NCBI's taxonomy places the organism in Eukaryota, Metazoa, Chordata, Mammalia, Primates, Cercopithecidae. Gene Ontology annotation, biological process: aldosterone biosynthetic process; cortisol metabolic process; cholesterol metabolic process. Bases 44 to 583 code for a protein of 179 amino acids.